AUGUUACCUAAAAUUACACACGUCAUCUUUGACAUGGAUGGAUUGCUAUUAGAUUCAGAGAGAAUUUAUACUGAAGUUACGCAAGAAAUUGCUCAGAGAUACGGUAAAAAUUUUACUUGGGAUAUUAAAGUGCAAUUAAUGGGUAGAACUCAAGCAAAAUCCAAUGAGAUAGCUUUGAAAUUAAUGGAUCUGCCAAUGACACCAGAAGAAUAUGCAACAGAAACUAGAAGACUUCAGCAAGAAAAGUUUAAACAUGUCGCUUUAAUGCCUGGAGCGGAGCGCCUUGUUCGUCAUUUACAUCGUCAUGGAAUACCUAUAUGCGUUGCCUCUGGUUCGGCCAAAUAUAAUUAUGAUAUUAAAGUUACUAAUUAUCAAGACCUAUUUGGGUUAUUUCAUCACGUAGUUCUGGGUUCUGAUCCUGAAGUAAAGCGUUGCAAACCAGACCCUGAUGCAUUUCUUGUGGCAGCUUCUCGAUUUGAUAAUCCUCCGGCUGAUCCAGAAAAUGUACUAGUAUUUGAAGAUGCCGUACAUGGGGUUGCUGCUAGUUGUGCUGCCAAAAUGCCCGUAGUGAUGGUACCUGAUCCGAGAAUGGACCCCGAACAUUUCAAGAAAGCAACCCUCGUUCUGAAAUCACUAGAAGAAUUUAAACCAGAAGAAUUUGGAUUACCUCCGUUUGAUGAAUAG
This is a messenger RNA of Trichoplax adhaerens, 684 nucleotides long. RefSeq lists its product as uncharacterized. The record is from RefSeq and is a predicted model, not a curated record. The transcript has 3 exons. Lineage: Eukaryota; Metazoa; Placozoa; Uniplacotomia; Trichoplacea; Trichoplacidae. Gene Ontology annotation, molecular function: phosphatase activity. The coding region runs from base 1 to 684 and encodes 227 amino acids.